Molecule: messenger RNA, 1569 nt
Organism: Pygoscelis adeliae (Adelie penguin)
Lineage: Eukaryota; Metazoa; Chordata; Aves; Sphenisciformes; Spheniscidae
Gene: TRIM65
Product: tripartite motif containing 65
Exons: 6
Coding region: 1-1569 (522 amino acids)
Biological process (GO): positive regulation of autophagy
Molecular function (GO): protein binding; zinc ion binding
Source: RefSeq, a predicted model, not a curated record
AUGGCAUCACCCGUCUUGCAGAAGCUGGAGGAGAAGCUGGUGUGCUCCAUCUGCCUGGAGCUGUUCAGGGUACCCGUGACCUUGCCCUGCGGGCACAAUUUCUGCAAGCAUUGCAUCAACGACCACUGGCACAAGCAAGAGCAGGUGCCCGCUGGGGCCAAGAAGGGCUACACGUGCCCCGAGUGCCGCAGGGGCUUCGAGCAGCGCCCGGAGCUGGAGAAGAAUGUCACCCUGGGCAACGUGGUGGAGCUGGCGAGAGAUGGCGAGGCGCGGGUCUCGGGCACAGAGAGGUGUGAGGUGACCCACCGCGAGCUGUGCCUGCAGCACGGGCGCCCACUGGAGCUGUACUGUGAGGACGAGCAGCGAUGCAUCUGCUGUGUCUGCACCGUCCAGCAGUGCCAGCGGCACCAGCGGGUGCUCUUCGAGGAGAAGCGCUCUAAAAAGCAGGGGGGGGCCCUUUUGAAAGAGUCCCUGGAAAAAGCCCAGGAGGAAUCGGAGAGGAUCGAGCGGGCGAUGCAGGAGCUGGACGAGCAAAUGCACAGCAUCAAGGACUCCACCAAGGGGCUCAAAUCGGUGAUUCUGAGCAAAUUUGCCCUCCUGAAGAAAGCCCUGGAGGAUAGCCAGUGGCAGACAGUGGCCAGGAUUGAGCAAGAGCAGGCAGCGGCGCUGGGGCACGUGUGGGAGAACUGGAGCCUCCUGAAGGACCGCCUGGACGUCCUUGACCAGCACAGGGAGAGGGCUCAGCGCCUGCUGGCCUGCCCCGACCACAGGACCUUCCUCCAGGAGUUCCCCCUGCUCCCACCUCUGGAGAGUGCGGAGGCAUGGUUUCCCAUGGAGUAUGAUGUGGCCGGCGUGGUCAAGCCCAUCACUGAGAUCCUCACCAACAUCUCCAGGCUCCUGCUGGAGGACCUGCCCGGCUCUGUGGUCCCCAAAGCUCCCGACCCCGUUGGCCAAGACCCGGUGCAUCCCCAGAGACUGGCGGUGACGGUGGUGGCCUCUCUCCCCGAGUGCCAGCUCCGAGCUGAGCUUCUGAAGGAUCACCGCAACCUGACCUUCGAUCCCAAGACAGCCAACAAGUACCUGGAGCUGUCAAAAGAUAACCGGAAAGCCAAGCACAGCCCCAGCGCCGUCUGCGGGCAGCAGGAGCAGGGACCCCGCUUCGAGCCCUGGCAGGUGCUGUGCACGCAGGGCUACGGCCAUGGCCACCACUACUGGGAGCUGAAGCUCUCCAGCCACUCAGUCAUCCUGGGGGUGACCUACCGCAGCCUCCCCCGGGAGUGGCAGCAGGGCCACAAGUUCAACAUCGGGCUGGACAGGGGCUCGUGGGGGCUGCAGGUGCGGGAGGAUUGCUACCUGGCCUGGCACGAGGGCCAGGCGGAGAAAAUCCAGGAGCAGCUGUAUAAGAAGCUGGGGGUCAGCCUGGAUUAUGGCAAGGGGCUCCUCUCCUUCUAUGGCCUUGGGGAGAGGACGCGGCUCAUCCACUCCUUCCACAAUGUCUUCACCGAGCCCCUUUAUCCCGUCUUCUGGCUGUGCGAGGGGCGAGAGGUGAUGCUGUCCCGGAGGGACUGA